Microdochium trichocladiopsis is the source of this 1434-nucleotide messenger RNA. RefSeq names its product major facilitator superfamily domain-containing protein. Gene Ontology annotation, biological process: transmembrane transport. The coding region runs from base 1 to 1434 and encodes 477 amino acids. Gene Ontology annotation, molecular function: transmembrane transporter activity. Lineage: Eukaryota; Fungi; Ascomycota; Sordariomycetes; Xylariales; Microdochiaceae. The transcript is spliced from 6 exons. Gene Ontology annotation, cellular component: membrane. The record is from RefSeq and is a predicted model, not a curated record.
AUGGCGAUAGCAUGGUUGCCAGAUGAGCCUGACUGCACUGAUGUGCCAAAAUCUCGCUGCGAUUGGCACUGGUUUUCCGUCGUCGCCCUCGUCAUCGUGACAGCCAUUGUCUCGGACAUCGGUGAAGAUCUGUACGGCGCGCCGCGACUUCGAGUGUUCGAGUCCGCCAUCUGCAAGCGCUACUAUGCCGAGCACAACCCCCGCCUCAUAGACCCCGACGGCAGUGUGCCCGAGCGGUACUGCAAGAUCGACCCAGUUCAGGACCGACUUGCUGAGCUCCUGGGCUGGCUGUACUUUUCGAAUAGUGUCCCGGCCAUCCUGCUCCCCAUCCCGUACGGUUACCUUGCAGACAAGUAUGGCCGUCGAUGGAUCCUGGUUGGAGUAGUCGAGGCACCGAUUGGCCUGGUCUGCCUGUCGUCUCUCUUCUUUCUCCUCGGCGGCGGCCCAACAACCGGAACCACUCUGCUCACAACCAUCGUUGCAGAUGUUGUGCCAUCUGAGCUGAGGGCCACAGUAUUCUUCUACCGAUUCUGCACCGACCUAGUUGCAGAUCUCACCGUCCCGCCAGUCACUGCCUAUCUCAUGUCGGUCAAUAUUUGGAUUCCUUUGCUCGGAGGCGUCCUAUUCCAAGGCAUCGCUGCUUUGAUGACUGCCAUGAUCCCAGAGACUCUUCCGUAUCGGCCCUCGCCGAGUCUCUCCACUACUGAUCCUAGGAGCCCUUUCGAGCGGCAACCUGCAACCAGCAAUCGAUCAGAAUCAUCAGAGCGGGCAACAGUCUAUCGCAGCUUCAGAACACCCAUGCAAGAGACUGCAGCCUCUUUUAGCUUUGUGACUGGCCACUCCGCCAUUCGCGGUCUGGUUUUGACAUUUCUGAUCUCAAAGGUUGGCAGCCAAUCGACAAAUGUGCUCUACCAGUAUGUCUCGAAACGCUAUGGGUGGGCCCUGUCUCAGGCAGGUCUACUGCUCUCCGUCCGCGCCGCUGUCAACAUUGCACUUUUCAUUGCUAUACUACCCGCUCUGGCAAAAUACCUCUUACGGAGGAUGGACGCUUCUGCCAAGGACUUCCUCAUCGCGAAAGGCAGUAUAGUGCUGUUAGUGGCUGGAUGUUUCGGGCUGUUCCUCGCCGCCUCUGCAGCUGGCAUGAUCAUAAGCCUCGUUCUGUUUACCAUGGGUACAGGCUUCGCCCCCACGGUCCGCAGCCUGGUCACCUCCCUUGUAGAGAACCUCGAGGACAAUUCUUCCAGCGAUGUGGGCCGCCUGUAUGCGCUGAUAUCUACCAUGGAAGGCAUCGGGACAAUGCUGGCUGCUCCUGGUAUGGCGGUGGCGUUCCGUGUCGGGAUCAGCCUAGGGGAGAAGUGGAUGGGGUUGCCAUUCGGGUUGGCCGCGGUAUUGUUUGGGGUUGUUGCUGGAGUCGUAUUCAGGUUGAAGUUGUAA